AUGACAUGGUGCUUGUGGCUAUUAGGUUCAUUUCUAUUUUCAUUUGGGAGGGUAAUGCUAGGGUUAUAUCACAUAUUUAGAAUAUCAGUAAACAUUGUAUUAUUUAUAUGCUCUAGUUUGCUUUUAAGAUUAAGUUCAUGGAUUAGAAGUUUUCAUACAGCAAGAGAUGAACUAUAUUAUAGGUUGGAACAAUCAAAUAGUUAUGAUGAAUGGUUUAGUAUAGGAGCCAAAUUGGAUGAGAUUUGUGGUGGAAAUGAAUGGAGAACAACAGAAGAGACAGAUGAUUACCAAUGGAUGUAUUUGAAGGAGUAUAUAUUUAGAUUGAAAGAGGCAAGAAAAAGUAAUAAUUUAAAGAAAUUAGUAUUUCUUUUAAGAUGGUGUUGUGAUCGAAAUUUUGCAUCAAUAUCAAAACAAGCAUUAUAUAAUAAGGCGUUUUCUGGCACAAAAAUUUUAAUAGAUGAAUUUGAGGAGGAAAUUGAGAAUGUUUUAAAGUUUCUGACAAUUUGUUCAAGAUCUCAGGAACUUUCAAUAGAGCUUGAAAAUGCUUUAAACGAUAAAACUUCAUUUAAGCUUUCUUCAGAUCAGGAUUCAAGGUCAGGCUCAAUAGAAAGACUGAUUAGCUUCCCAAAACAGUCAAGCAUUUAUUCAAGUAAUUCAGUUUUUGGUAAAGAUGAUGAUUCUGUGGUAUUUAACAUUGAGGAUGAAAAUGAAGUUUUAGAAAUUUCUGAAAUAGAAAAGCUUUUAAAAGAAGAUAAGGAGAAUUCUAACGAUGGUUCAGUUAAAGAAGAAACUAAAGAUUUUUUUUCAAUUAAAAAUGAGCUAGAGCUUUCAAAUCAACCAAAAAUGAAUAAUAAUAUUUGUAAUAAUCAAUACAAUCACCAAAUCUAUCAUCGAAAUAAUAUUUCUCGUUCGCCUAGCAGAACAUAUUUGAAAAAUAGAGACUUAAUGAAUACUUCAACUUCUUCUUUCUCAGACUUUAAAGAGGUUUUGAUGAAGAACGUUUCAAUCCAAACAUGUGAGAAAUGUUUGAGAAAUGACGAAGAAAACAAUACAGUACAAGAUGAAUAUAACUCUAAUACUGCUGAAGAAUGCUAUUGUAAAGAACAAGAUAAUGACAUUCAGAUUACUGAUAAUGAUUAUGAUAUUUGCAAAGAAGGAAAUAGAUGGAAUUCAGACUGGGGAUAUUACUACGGGAAUAAAGAAAAGAAUAAUUUAACGAGCUUUUGUAGCUUUGAAACUGGUACCGGAUCAAUUUUAAGAAAUUCAAGAAAUGAAAACACAAUUGCAAGUAAUAGUUUAAUUCAUUAUUUGGAACUUUUAGGGCAUUCAACAGGAAAAACUGCUUUAUGCUUAAGUGGAGGAGGGGCUUUAGCAAUGUAUCAUUUAGGUGUGGUUAAAGUUUUAUUAGAGCAAAAUAUAAUGCCAAAAAUAAUCAAUGGAACAAGCGGAGGUUCAAUAGUUGCGGCUCUACUAGCAACAAAAAGUAACGAGGAGAUCUUAAAUGAAUAUAUUAAACCUACAGUUUCAAAUAUGCAUGGUCAUCGUUGGUUUCCUCCCCUAUUAGAUCAGAUUCGACACUUCCUAGUAAAAGGAUAUAUGAUUGAUCCAAAGGAAUUUAUUAAGACCUGCCAAACCUACUUUAAAAAUUAUACAUUUUAUGAAGCAUAUAAAUUAACAGGAAGAAUUGUAACAAUAACAGUAAGUCCAACUCAUGUUACUCCAGAAUUUACUGAGCCAUUAGUUUUAAAUUGUGUAACUACUCCAGAUAUUUUACUUUGGAGUGCAGUUGCAGCUUCUUGUGCAUUACCAGGAUUAAUGCCAGUAGCAGAGCUAUUUGCAAAAGAUAACCAUACGAAUAAAAUUAUCCGAUAUUUCCCUCCAGGAAUGAAGUGGAUGGAUGGAUCAAUUUCUCAGGAUAUACCACAUAAAGAGUUAUCAACUUUAUUUAAUGUAAGACAAUUCAUUGUAUCACAAGUAAAUCCGCAUCAUGUUCCUUUUGUUUCAAUCAAUCCAAUCAACACAAGCAUUAUUCAUCCUGAACGUACAUUUUUGCAUAAUGUUUUAAAUUGGCUAACUUUGGAUAUUAAGUAUAGGUAUACUAAAUUAGCAAAAUUGAAAUUGAUUCCAAAAUUAUUCGGGAAAGAUGUCAGCAAUUUCUGGAUGUUACAAGAAAUUGAAGGACAUGUUACCAUUACUCCAAAGGUUUCUCUUUUUGACUGGUACAGAUGUAUUAAUCACCCUUCAUACGAUGAUAUGCUUCAUUUUAUAACACAAGGUGAAAGAAGAACAUGGCCGUAUGUUAUGAGAAUAAAGCAUAUGAAUUUUCUCGAAAAAGUUAUCAAAGAUACCAUUCGAAACAUUAAGCAUGGUAAUAAGAAAAAAUAA
This is a messenger RNA of Cryptosporidium ubiquitum, 2385 nucleotides long. RefSeq lists its product as uncharacterized. Bases 1 to 2385 code for a protein of 794 amino acids. Gene Ontology annotation, biological process: lipid metabolic process. Gene Ontology annotation, molecular function: triacylglycerol lipase activity. NCBI's taxonomy places the organism in Eukaryota, Apicomplexa, Conoidasida, Eucoccidiorida, Cryptosporidiidae. The transcript has a single exon. The record is from RefSeq and is a predicted model, not a curated record.